AUGGUUCAAACGCUUGCACCCGUGCUAACCGAUGUAGCCACCGACGUCUACUGCCACAAUGCCGAUCCUCUUCACGGAACACUGCCAUGCCAGGCUGGUUAUGGCUCUUGCGCAAUCACCGGCUCCCCAUCCUGUGCACAGGGCAGCGGAAGCUCCAAAGGAAGAACCAUCGGAUACUACCAGUCAUGGAAUGCUAGGACCCGACUUUGCAACAGGGUCACGCCGAAGCAGCUUGACACGAAAGGCUACACUCAUCUGUUCUUUUCGUUCGCUUUCAUUGAUCCAGCUGCGUUCACCAUAGCCACGGCGCACCCUGACGAUGUUACGCUGAUGAAAGAGUUUACGGACCUCUCCAAAGAUGGAAAUCUACAGACUUGGAUCGCCAUCGGAGGCUUUGACAUGAGCAAUCCGGAAGCCGCAACGCAUAAGACUUGGAGUGAGAUGGUAGCAUCCAAAGAGAACAGAGCUGCUUUCAUUGCUUCUGUCAAGACCUACAUGGAUACACACGGGUUCCAAGGAGUCGACCUUGAUUGGGAGUACCCUGGCGCACCUGAACGAGGCGGUAAUAAGCUUGCUGAUACCAGGAAUCUCGCCCUUCUGGUUAAAGAGAUGCGGGCUGCGUACGGCACCGCCUAUGGAAUUAGUCUUACGUUAGCUCCUGACUACUGGUAUCUGAGGUGGUUUGAUGCAAAGGCUAUGGAGCCUUACGUCGACUUCUUUGGCUUCAUGGCAUAUGAUCUGCAUGGCUCUUGGGACGCCGAUGUCCUGGCUCUUGGCAAGAAGGUUCGAGGCCAAGCCGAUAUACAGGAGAUCUCCAAGAAUACCGUGCCUCUUUGGUUCGACGGCCUGAAUCCCGCAAAGCUCAACUUCGGCCUUGCUAUGUACGGCCGUGGCUACACGCUUGCGGACCCUUCCUGCAGCGAUCUUCUCUGUCCGUUUUCGGGUCCAAGCAACCCAGCUCCAUGUACCAACUUCGGAGGUGUUAUGUCCUUGGUCGAGAUUGAGCAGCUAAUCAAGCGGCGCAACAUCAAGCCAAAGUAUCUUGCAGACUCGAUGAUGAAGCAGAUUACCUGGGACGAUCAGUGGAUUGGAUACGACGACGAAGAGACAUUUGCAGCAAAGAGGGCAUUUGCUGAUGGCCUUUGCUUCGGUGGCACCAUGAUUUGGUCUAUUGAUUUCCAAGUUCCUGGCUCAGGAGGGCAAAUUCCGCCCAUCGUAACCCAGUCGAUGGACUACUAUAAUGUUAACGUCACCUCCGGUCAAAUUGACUCCAGCACAAUCGUACCUUUGCCCAGCAUCAGCAUCCCGCCUAUUGUCACGACCUUCACUCUUCCAGGAGGUCUGACUCAGGUUAGGACUCUAGUGAUCCCUCCUUGGCCCUCUGUCACAGAAGGUCCUCCCGCUCAAUGGACUUCAAAGGAUCCAAGCCAAGGGCAAUCAGGUUUUCCCAUCAUCACUGUCCCGCCAGCAGGACCGCCCACAAUAACCGAGCUCCCUUCCACCAGCAAAACACCGUUCACAUGGGACACAGAUGAUGGUCCUGAGCCCACAGGUACAUGGCCCGAAGUGAUUUCGGUCGUGCCGGUCAAGACCGACGUGCCCAACAGUGGUGAAGAUGACGAUGGAGAAGGCCCCAAACACAAGAGCACCUAUAUGCGUUAA
Molecule: messenger RNA, 1662 nt
Organism: Colletotrichum chrysophilum
Lineage: Eukaryota; Fungi; Ascomycota; Sordariomycetes; Glomerellales; Glomerellaceae
Exons: 6
Coding region: 1-1662 (553 amino acids)
Biological process (GO): carbohydrate metabolic process
Molecular function (GO): chitin binding
Source: RefSeq, a predicted model, not a curated record